Molecule: messenger RNA, 1161 nt
Organism: Sungouiella intermedia
Lineage: Eukaryota; Fungi; Ascomycota; Pichiomycetes; Serinales; Metschnikowiaceae
Source: the annotation of a GenBank genome assembly
AUGCAAAUAAUCUCAGAGUUUUCCUCGGUGUCCCCUAAUGAGUCCUAUCAUGGACUGAUUCUCACACUCCAAGACGCGCUUCUAGUUCUUGAAGCCACGAGACUCAACAUUCUUCCCAAAGUCAAGAGAAGACUCAACGAUGCAGAGCGUAAGAACAUUAACGCAGGAUCCGUAUUUGCCUGGAAUGAAACAGAAUGCGGAAUGAAACGUUGGACCGACGGUAAAACUUGGCUGGCGUCCAAAGUGAAAGGGCCAUUUCUCACUUAUCAGGAGUACGAUGUGAGUCGUAAUGUCAAAGCAAAUGGUUUGAUCAAGCAGAGUUUCUCUCUUACAACCAAACAAAAUGAAAAGUUCCAUUUGAUUGCCUACUACAGCCUGCUGGAUGGUGGAAAGCCUCCUACGGGAGCUAAGAUUCCUUCGCAAGACAGUUUGUUUGCCAAACUACUGUUUGACCCUAACAUCUAUCUGAAUGAUGUUUUGCAUUUCAACAGUCCGGACUCCCGGACCGGUCCCAUGAUGCCCCAACAGGUCCAACAGAUACCUAUGCAGCAGGUGGCAUAUCAACAGCCCAUAGACAGACAUCUUCCGGGUAUCCCUGUCUAUCAUCCGGUGCCUACUACUUACUACUGCCAUCCUCUGAUGGUUCCAUAUCAGUACUUGUCUGCUGUGCCAAUUCCACAGGCCUAUCAGCUACCUCAGCAGUCUGUGUAUCUCCAGCCUAUUGGUCCUCAUGGUUACUCGUACCAAGAGGGUCAGCAUCCUAACUCAGCACACGAGCACUCGGGUGUCCAUUUGACUCAGGGAAAUCCACAAAAUAGACUGCUCUCUAUCACAUCGAUUCCCCCAGGGGCAUUGCCCUCUCAUCAUCCCUCUGCACCUCCAGCAUAUUUGAAUCACGAAGCGCAAUCUCCUGCCUUCACAUACGGAGUGAAAAGAGUCGAGCUGUUGCUGCUGCUCCCGUCACCCAAGCUGUCCAAUCAUACAUCUCCGGCAUUAGGCAAUCAUUCGGACGUAAGACCUGUCAUGGGCCCGUCAAAGUCGUAUACAAAGCCCGUGAGGCUUCCGUCGGCACAAGAACUCUUGCAACCAGCGGAAUUGCCAUAUAUUCGCAUGCCAGGAAUGAUUAGCAAACUAAGGGAACCCAAAGUGUUCUCCGUUUAG